This is a messenger RNA of Coniophora puteana RWD-64-598 SS2, 1507 nucleotides long. Its product is annotated as cytochrome P450. Bases 317 to 1507 code for a protein of 396 amino acids. The record is from RefSeq and is a predicted model, not a curated record. The transcript is spliced from 10 exons. Gene Ontology annotation, molecular function: monooxygenase activity; iron ion binding; oxidoreductase activity, acting on paired donors, with incorporation or reduction of molecular oxygen. NCBI's taxonomy places the organism in Eukaryota, Fungi, Basidiomycota, Agaricomycetes, Boletales, Coniophoraceae.
GCGCCUCUACGCGUCUGCGCGGCCCACCCUCGGACUCGUUUAUCUGGGGCGUCUCGCAGAAACUCCCAUUAUCGGAGCAAGCCACCGAACACUAUGCACGAUGGGAGGCAGAAUACGGAUCUGUGUACCGCAUUCCGUACACACUCGGCAUGGACAGGAUCAUGCUUCUCGAUCCGAAAGCAGUCGAUCAAUUUUUCGCGAUGGAUAACACGGUCUACGUUCGUAGCGAUUAUCAGAGGAACAUUUUGAGGGAUUUGACUGGGAAGGGAUUUUGGUGGCUGAGGGCGACGUGCAUAAGCGCCAACGAAAGGUGCUUAUGCCAGCGUUCAGCAAUGCCGCUAUGCGCUCAUUCCACCCUUUCUUCUCCAACUGCGCACACAAGUGUAAGAAUACUUGGGACAUCCUGACGAAGGAUAACGGAGCUGCAAUCGAAAUUCAGACAUGGAUGAACAAAAUCUCAAUCGACUCCAUCGGCCAAGGCGGCUUCUCGCACGAUUUUCGCGCGUUCGAGGGCGAGCAGCCCAUCGUCGCGAAGAUGUUCGAUGCUGACGACGCUUCGACGUCGUUCCUCAACAUGCUUCCGACACUAUUGCUGUUCUUUCCAUGGCUAGACAAGCUGCCCGGUCAAAGGAAGAAGCAGGCGAGGCGGUUGGGCGAGUCGCUGAAGGGCAUAGCGGAUGAAGUGUGGGCGAGGGCGAGGAAAGGGGAGGUAAGCGAUGGGAUGGGGGAAACGUCAGUUAUGAGCAGGUUGAUGCGUGCGAAGGGGUCUGAAUCGGGGUUGCAGCUAUCGAGAGAGGAGGUGCUCGACGAGAUCACAGUCCUAGUCUUAGCAGGCUACAUCACCACCUCGACAACCCUCACGUGGGCCCUCGUAGAGCUAGCUCGAAACCCGGACGCUCAGAAAAAGCUCCGCGACGAGCUCGCACAGUACGAUGGCGACCAGCUUUCGUACGACGAGUUAAUGAACAACAGCAUCCUUCCUUACCUCGAUGCCGUCACGCACGAGACCCUACGUCUACACCCAGCCGCGACUGAGGUCGAACGAGCCAUCCAAGACGACCUCAUCCCUCUCUCCUCCCCCGUCGUCUCCGCGUCCGGUGCCCCUAUCUCACAAGUCCCCGUUCCCCGCGGCACGCUCGUCGCAGUUCCGAUCGCAGCCAUAAACCGCUCCCCGCGCUUCUGGGGCCCCGACGCGGCGUCCUUCCGCCCUGAGAGGUGGCUCGAUGGCGCAGCCGAGUCCGGGCCGGCGGAGGAACUUGUGGGGCACAGGCAUCUGAUAACGUUCGCGAAUGGACCGAGGACGUUUCUGGUAGACGAGGAGGAAAAGCUAAUGUGGUGCGCUUUGCAGACGGUUUUGUCGGUCCUGGCACGACACUUCUCGUUCGAGAUCGACGGUGGAAACGCGCAGAAGGUCACAAUUCUGCGCGGGCGAAGUUUGCCAGCGCGGAUGAUUCUUGGAGAGAACGGGAAGCCGGUGACGUUGAAGGUGACACGGGAUCCUGCUUGA